Rotaria socialis is the source of this 1088-nucleotide messenger RNA. Lineage: Eukaryota; Metazoa; Rotifera; Eurotatoria; Philodinida; Philodinidae. The record is from the annotation of a GenBank genome assembly.
ACUUGAUAUGCUGAUUAUUUUCACAUAUAUUGUAUGAAAUUAUUCAAGUAUUACUUGAUGAAAUUCGUCAAGUAUUUUUCCCAUGAUGAGUUUAGAUUAGGUCAUGAUUACUAUUGAUUGAACUUGGAAAAGCCAUAAUGAAUAAAGUACCAAUUUCUGAUUAGUGUUCUGGGUUAUAUUCUUGAGAUUGACAGCAUGCUCUAGAAUAUAGAAGAGAUUAUAGUUGUCAUGUAGAGUCACUACGGGUUGUACAAAAUGAAUUUGUUAAUUUUACUAUAUGUUAAAAUCUGUAAUUAAGAUCAUAAUAGAAAUGUUACUAGAUCCCAGAGCUUGCAAUCUAUCGGUAAUAGAAAUCUUGCAAGUAAUAUGUCACCUUCAAAUCGACACUGAAUGCAUAAUUCGGAACCUAAUAAUUUAUGCACACUGUUGAGAUGUUGUUGCAGUUUUCUACAGAUAUUAUUAAAUGAAAGCCAUACUACUUUCAACAACUAUGACAAAAAAUUAUGUUUAAAUUUUCAAUUGCAAAUUUAAUUAAGAGAUAAUCCGUAAGCAGAAUAGUUUAUAAUGACAUAUAUUGAUCUUGUAAUUUGCUUAACUAACAUCUUGAUUUGGAUGAUCGAUGUAAUAGAUAUGCUAUUACCAUCGGCGGGCCACCACAGUGGCAAGGUGUGGCAGUUGCCACACCUAAAAUGUUUCUUUAGUUGUAAUUUUUGAAGAACCUUUUAUUGCAUCACAACAAAUCUCAUAGUCAUUUUCAGAAUGAUGAACUUUAUAAUAUGAUCUAUAAUGCUUAUUCACAUAACUGAGAAAGAGAAUAGAACAAGAGAAUGUUCUUUUUUUUAAUACCUGUAAUGAACGAAUUGUUUAGGAUUUUAUUAACGAUACCUGUAAACAUUUGUGGAUGCGAAAGAAACUAUUCGACAUUGAGAAGAAUCAAAACUUAUCUUCGAACAACAACAACAACAACAGAAGAAGAUCGUUUAUCAGCACUUGCAUUGCUAAAAAUUGAACGUGAAUUUGAAAUUGACUAUGAUGAAAUUGUAAAAGAAUUCAUAGCAGUGAACAACAACCGAAGAGUAGUAUUUUAA